UGUACUGUACCCAUAUACACAUCGUCGCGGUGAAAGAACACCCGCCGAAGUUCUCUCCCUCUGGUCCGAGAAAAGUUGUACGCAAUGGCGACGGUGGACCGCAGGUCAGCGGCGAAAGAAGUGUCCAAUGUGAAGGAGGACGUAGCCGGUGAGAAAAAGCUCGAAGUGGAUGCGAUAUCACCGAGCAGUGUGAAGGAACUGGUCAAAAAUUGGGAAAAAAGCGGCGCCUCUACACCAAUGCGAAUGAACUCGGCCUUGCCUAGGGCUCCAAAAAAACUCCCACCAACACCGGAAGUCACAGCUACUCCUUCAUCAACGCCUAUGGUGCGGACGGAAACCACCACACACAAAUCUGACUUGACCGAUCUGGCUGCAAUGCUGGAUAGGGCCACCGGCCCAGUAGAGGAGACCGCUCCGCCGGUAGCAACUAUGGCAAAGGAGAUUGAGGAAAGACAACCGGCAAACGCAUUGGAGGAGGAACUGAGGGCCCCGCCAAGGGGUACCUCAUUACCCGAGGAUGUUUCAAGAGGCGGGCGGCCGCAGGAGCGCGGAACGGGCGAUGCAGAUGCAGACAACCGAGCACGCCAUGUACCUUCACUGGCUGCGAACGAGCAGGAAAGCACUCAUCGAACAGUGGAACGACAUGAUGCACCGCAGCCAACGCCAGCUGACGCAGAGAUGAGUGCUGCGCGCUUGGAGGAAGAUGAAGAGCAGUUGCCCGCGCUGACUGAUAUCAAACAAUCGGAAGCCAAGCAAUCAACUUCAAAGACAGUCACAACGGCUGAAGAUGAGUUGGUGGACGACAAGGUGGCGGUAGAGGGACGCUCACGGCAACAGCCAUUGUUUGCGAACGAAAGUGAUACAACAUGGCAGAGGCAUGCACUUGAUGACGCUUCACAGGAAGCAUUGACCCACGAAGAGGAAAAUUCUUCAAAUGGCGCGAUCAACACAUCGUCUCAAUUCGAUUCGCCCGCAUCACCAUCUGAGGACCCAACCACCUUCUCGUAUGAUGCAUACAGCCACGUUUUCCGCAAGCUCACACUUAAGGACGCCGCCCCAUCACUGCCAUUAGCGCAAAUCAAUGCUCCUGUCGUUACAGAAGUCAAGUAUGCCACCCCGCGAAUUCUCGUUCCUGGGCCGGGGAUCAUGUCGCACAGAGGUUCCAUCGUGUCGCAGACUGGGAUUGCAGAGAAUGAGCUUGGGCCGGAGGCGGUGAAGGAUUUGGAGCCAGGGAUGGUGGUCGAGGCAGGCGAAGGGUUCGGGAAUGCCGGUCAACAUGUCGUAACAGUGCUGCCCGUUGGAAGGAAAUCCUCCAUCACGAGGAUACCCGAAACGGAUGAGCAAUACAGUAAAGCAGCACCAGCCCUUCCGGAUCAUCAGCAGCGUCCCGCUCCCCACUUCAUUGACAGUCCUGGGUCGCCAAUAAACUCGUUUGGCAGUGGCAGUAAGGCGCCCCGUCUGCCAGCCCUUCGGUUUUCAAACAUCCCCCUCGGCGUGAAGCUCAAUCUUCCUCCAAACAAAUCUUCACAUGAGCUUCGGCAGGACCUCGGCAGCCAGCACAACCUGACCGAGUCCAUCCGGUUCUCCACCGCCGAAAGGUUAAUGUCGAGCACGAGGGAGGCGAUAGGUUCACCAGCGUCGAACGCAACUGAGGACGGGGGAGACGAAGAGAUAGAGGCAAGAACGAGCUUAUCGCGAUCGCUUUCCGGAUCCUCGCUCGACGAUGCGACAGACGAGGGCAUGUCUGAGCUGGCGAUGAGGGCCGUAGUGAAUGGGGCUGACCAUGACAUCACCUUCAGAAGGAAUACGUUGCGGUGUAUCCAUGCAAAAGGAAAGUUUCAUGGCGUGCAUUUCAAUCUCCGUAUCACCCGGAUACUCGUCGUAAGCAACCGCGGGUCCCAAAUCACACUGUUCGCCGUCCCAACGACAAAAUUGUCAUCGCCUCCAAAGCUGCGGCAAUUUACGUUUGAGUGUGCCGAUGGCGAGUCGGCUGCUGUGGAGUGGUGUGUAAAGUUUAACUAUGUCGCAUGCCAAGGCAACUUUUCCCCAUUGGUCGAGCACAAGGUGGUCUUCUUGGUGGACGACACCGAGCAAGAUGCCCUUCGAGACAUGAUUAGUCGGUACAUCGCCCCGGUUCUGGAGUGCGUUGGGAAAAAGUUCGAUGUUCAAGUCGUCCCACCCGCAACCGAACGCUCAAAUGCGGCGCCAGCGACGUAUUUCGGUAACGCAAACUACGUCGCUCACGUCUCCAAACAUGAAGAGGCUCUUUCAGGGGCCACGUUCGAAUCGUGGUUGUUGAAGGGAGCCAUGGAGGAAAGAGACAGCAUAGACAAUGUAAUAUUUCUUCCUUCAUCGGAUCCACUCGACCCUGCAGAGCUGGGAUUGUCCAUCGUCAAAGCACUUGUUACCACGUCACCGGGGACAGUGGUUGUGACCAACGUUCAUCUAAAAAGAAGCGGAUCGUUGGGUACCUUCUUCAAGAAGAUUAAGGGCAAAGCAUAAGUCAUUUGUGAGAUUGAAGUGGUGAUUUCUGGCGUUCAUCUCAUGUUAUUGGUUGCGUAUGGAUCCAAAAUGGAGCAUAAUGAGUGUAAAUGAUGGAUUUUUUUGGUAUAUUGAAUGCAAAGAGACAGCCAAAAGGAUUUAUGUAUACAUGAUUUGGAUC
Messenger RNA from Fimicolochytrium jonesii, 2662 nucleotides. RefSeq lists its product as uncharacterized. The transcript has 8 exons. The record is from RefSeq and is a predicted model, not a curated record. The coding region runs from base 85 to 2502 and encodes 805 amino acids. NCBI's taxonomy places the organism in Eukaryota, Fungi, Chytridiomycota, Chytridiomycetes, Spizellomycetales, Powellomycetaceae.